AGGCGAAGAAGAACCAUUGAUCUUAUUUGUGAAUGCAAGAAAAUGGCGGCAGAUAUAUACAGACUCACAUGACUAAUAGCAUUUCAUUGAAACAUUAAGUGUUUGCAGAACAAAUACAUAUCUCUUCGGAUAAUCAUUUUAUUUUAAUAUUAACGAUCGUCAAAAUACAGCAUGUUUGUUGCUCGAAGUAUUGCUGCAGACCAUAAGGAUCUCAUACAUGAUGUAUCCUAUGACUUCCAUGGUCGGCGAAUGGCGACUUGUUCCAGUGACCAAAGUGUCAAGGUGUGGGACAAAAGUGACGAUGGAGAGUGGCAUUGCACUGCUAGCUGGAAGACCCACAGCGGGUCAGUGUGGCGGGUGACCUGGGCCCACCCGGAGUUUGGCCAGGUGUUGGCAUCCUGCUCCUUUGAUCGGACUGCGGCUGUGUGGGAGGAGAUUGUGGGAGAGUCCAAUGACAAACAGCGGGGCCUCAGCCACUGGAUUAAAAGAACCACAUUGGUGGACAGUCGUACAUCCGUGACCGAUGUAAAGUUUGCGCCCAAGCACAUGGGCCUGAUGCUGACCACCUGCUCGGCCGAUGGGGUGGUGCGCAUUUAUGAGGCGCCAGAUGUCAUGAACCUUAGCCAGUGGUCCCUGCAGCAUGAGAUCUCCUGCAAGCUCAGCUGCUCCUGCAUCUCUUGGAACCCCUCCAGUUCCCGGGCCCACCCCCCUAUGUUUGCUGUCGGCAGUGAUGACAAUGUCACCUACACUGGGAAGGUUCAGAUCUUCGAAUACAACGAGAACACAAGAAAGUACGCAAAGGCUGAGACUCUGAUGACUGUCACUGACCCAGUGCAUGAUGUCGCCUUUGCCCCCAAUCUGGGCCGCUCCUUCCACGUCCUCGCCAUAGCAACCAAAGACGUACGAAUCUUCAAGCUUGUCCCAAUGCGGAGGGAGACAGCCACCACGUCAGGCCCCACCAAGUUCGAGGUGCAGGUCAUGGCCCAGUUCGACAACCACAACUCACAGGUGUGGCGAGUGAGCUGGAACAUCACCAGCACGCUGCUGGCUUCAUCCGGAGACGACGGCUGCGUCCGGCUUUGGAAAGCAAAUUACAUGGAUAACUGGAAGUGCACAGGGAUCUUGAGGGGUGAUGGCACCCCAGUUAAUGGGACUUCUGGUCAAGCAGGGGCGGCCAAUGUCAUAGGGGCCUCUGGGACACUGGCGUCCCAGGCGGCGGUCGGCGGGGCGGCGUCUGCCGGGAGAUAUUUCUUCCCCCACCUGGACCCCCCUAGGACAGGCUCCAGGCUUGGCCACCUCCUCCCCCCACUCACUCAUCGAGCAGACGUGUGACUCGGAGCCCGGGAUGGCACAGCCCCCUCAGCUCCGCAGGAGGUUCAUAGCUCCCCCCAGCAGUCAGAUCCCCGAGCACGACUGACAAAUUGACUAGGCCUGUCUGCCUGCCUGGGUCACAGUCAUGCACACCUGUGUAGAUGUUUUCACUGAGAGGAUGUUGAAAUGAAGCCAUCUUGUUUGACAAUCGAAGGCUGAACUUGUUUGUGGCAUACAUUUUGUUUAAACUAAAUGAUGAUUUUAGCAUAGGUUCUCUGUUGAUCCUUACCGGUGGAAAGGCAUGGGUCACAUUUUGGCCCACAGGAUAUGUGUCUUUAAAAAGUGCAUUACUAAUGUUUUUGUGUUAUUCAUUUCAACUACCUCAUGGGGCAUGAAGGUAUUAUUCAAACACACUUAUUUGUUUUUAGUUCAGCUACUCUACUAGAAAUUAAUCGGUUGAAUCCCUAGUUCUAAUACUUCUGUUCGUGUUUACUGCCCUGUUUGGUGCAGUGUCGUAGCCAGGAGCUCCCCCUGCAAGGCACAACAACCCCGGUGGAGAGGCUCAGUUGCUGGGGAUCAGAGGCAGGCAGGAUGCUGGGUCAUGGCCUGAUGGCUGGUGGUGGGGAGUUUUUCCUAAGGGGGUGCACCAGACAGUUGCCCUGAAACCUACAGCACUGUGCCCUAAUUACACACCUGGCCAGCCUGUGGCUAUGUCUGGGCCAGGACUGGCCACACGCACACACUUUUUCUUACUAAUAUUUAUACCUUUUUUUUUUUGCUUACACACACACACGUGUAGGCUUAAAUGCAUGCAAUGAACACAUACAGAUGCAAGUGUGUGUGCUUGAGAUAUGAAACACACUAGACACACUUUCAGACAUUUACCCCUCCCCAAUCCCUUCCACACAUCCCUUUACCCACAUACACGGACACAAACACACACUACACAAGUCAGAUGCAUACACAUACACACACACACACACAAAGGGCUCAGCCACUCUUGUCCGUGCCACCAGCCUCCUCAAAUCUCAGCCACGGGGGUCCCCCCACCCUUCUGUAAAUGAACCUUUUAGGAGGGUAAAUGAUUCGGCCCCGUUUAUGUCCCCACCCCCCACACACACCCCUCCUCCUGUGGCUGUCUCAUCUGCACAGACGAAGCCACCCUGGCAACAGGCCCAUGCCCCCCAGGGGGGUAAGGAUUCAUUCAAUUAAAAUCUCACCAGGGGGUAGUGUCUGGGGUCUAACUCCACACACAGGCACAUAUAUACAUACUUAGACACACAUUCUGGUUGCCCUGAGUAUGUCUGGAAGUAGACUGGUUAAUGACAUUUUUGGUGUGUGUGUGGCUGUGUUGUUUUUCUAAAACUGCUUUGUGCUGCCAUGCCUUUUAAUCAGAUGGUAUUGUUUUCAGUCUGCAGAGACAUCUACAUUAUGGGGGACGCACUGAGGUUUUCAGAAAGUGCUCAGCAUCAGCAUUUGUGUGUGUGUGUGUGUGUGUGUGUGUGGUGGAGUGAGUUCAAUUAUAUUCUUAUAUUCUUCUCCCAAGAUAAUUGCCUGUGGCCUUUCCAAGAGUUAAAAGUGUGGAUGUGGUCUCCAUCAUCAUAUGCUUUGAUUGAAAUAUGAGCUUUGGAUUUUCUGCCAACAAAAGCCAAGUGAGAUCAGUUUGGCAGGACUAUUUCUUGAAAAUAAAAAUUACAUUGAUUAUUGA
Molecule: messenger RNA, 3019 nt
Organism: Alosa alosa (allis shad)
Lineage: Eukaryota; Metazoa; Chordata; Actinopteri; Clupeiformes; Clupeidae
Gene: seh1l
Product: SEH1-like (S. cerevisiae)
Exons: 9
Coding region: 172-1332 (386 amino acids)
Biological process (GO): cellular response to amino acid starvation; positive regulation of TORC1 signaling
Cellular component (GO): nuclear pore outer ring; Seh1-associated complex
Molecular function (GO): protein binding; structural molecule activity
Source: RefSeq, a predicted model, not a curated record